AUGGCCCUUGCCUCUCUCAAGCGACAGUUGUCGCGAGUUCUUGCCCGCGAUACACCAACAGAUGGAACCGACAGCUGUGAUGCGCCAGAACUGCCAAGCGAUGCACAAGUAGACGAACAGUGUCAACGACCUAGCCCUAAGACAUCGAUAUACAAGCAUUCUCCAGCUCCCUCCGGAACUAUACUGCACAACUUGAACCACGCGCCAACAGAGGUGUCGUCCGAGUAUCCUUCAGACGCCAUGGUACAUGUCAUGACAGUAGGUGACAGUAUCAUCACUAUCGAGACACAACAGCGAGAUGCCGAACAAGGCGAGCAACCAGCAGUAAAGCGAAGGAAGAAGAGACUCGGCCUUCGUAGGGUCAAGACGGAACCCGCCUCGCAGAGUACUUCGCUUCAUGGCUCUAUCACCACCAUAGAGUCCGUCCCAAAUGGCAGUCGUUCUCGAGCUUGGUCAUACCCACUGGUCGACUGGAAGAAUCUCAGCUUAGUCCGUCGAAUGCGCCGAAGUGUUGACCUCAUGGAAGCUCGCAAAGAGGCUCGUAAGGGCAAAGCUUCUUGUGAGUUGCUUCCUGAUGCUCAGCCUCCGACUGGCGAUGAUGAACGCACACCUACACAUCUACCUCCACUUAUGUCGGGUGCUAUUCAAGGAUCACCAUCGCACAUCAACCGUCUAUCAAACGGGCUUGACGUCUCGUCACGGAUAUCGGCCGACCUGGGCAUUGGAACCACCACUUCAGUACAAGACAAGGGGCCUCCAAAGAACUGUUUCGCCAACUCCAACAGGUCCGGCGAAGAUAGAGUGAAGCGCAAAGACUCACAUUUCCACGAGGUCAUGCAGGGAACCGAAAAAGCUGCAGCGGACAUGGAGGCGAACACCAGAGAAUUUGAAACUGACGAGCGACCACAAAAGAACUUGGUCUUCCUGCUACAUCCCAUAGAUUGGAUCCGACAAUACCACGCCUCUGUCUUCUCACUUUCUUCAUCAGACUCUUCGUCCGACUCUGACUCAGACCCACCGUCUCCGACAACUCGUUCAGCUCGUCCAGCUCGUCGAGCACAGGAACCAUACCCAGUUCAAAUACAAGCUACUCGCCGCAGAGGGUCUGAAGCUCUCACCCGUGACGAGCUAUACAUGAGACCUCGGAUUCAUCUACCUCCUGGUAUGGAUAUACCUGCUGUAGGCCAAGCAGGUCCUGUCGACUGGCUACACCGCGGAUGGGAAGAACACUAUCGUCAGUCAGCUGAGUCUUCGCGUCGAACCUGCCACCCUCUGGCCGCUGCACGCUUUCUCCCUACCAGAGGUGAGGAAAUGCAACGGUACGUUCCCGUGUCUCAAUGUCAUAGCGGGCGAGACUGCACAGCAACUCAAACAAUGCACUCGAGACCAAAUACGACAGGAGUACAUACCCAGAUUUUCGACUUUGCGGUCAACGGCAAGGGAAAGGGGAUAAUGUAUGUGCAAGAUGUUGUGGCCCCGGAUGGAAGAGCGAGACGCGAGAGUAUGAACGUUAAUCUUGCAGAGUACAAGAGACAAAAGCGUAUAGAGGAUGGGGCAUGCGUGACCACUCUCACACUCGGCGAGUGCAACUUUGCGAAAGAGUUGGGACAGAUCGCUUCGCAGGACAGUAUAUCGAAUUGA
Molecule: messenger RNA, 1641 nt
Organism: Aureobasidium uvarum
Lineage: Eukaryota; Fungi; Ascomycota; Dothideomycetes; Dothideales; Saccotheciaceae
Source: the annotation of a GenBank genome assembly